Messenger RNA from Closterium sp. Naga37s-1, 729 nucleotides. NCBI's taxonomy places the organism in Eukaryota, Viridiplantae, Streptophyta, Zygnematophyceae, Desmidiales, Closteriaceae. The record is from the annotation of a GenBank genome assembly.
AUGAUGACGUCACAAGCCGAUCAAUCUGACCAGAAAACAGGCGUAUCAGAGAAAGCAGAUAAGCCAGCGCCAGCGACGUUCGCGGACAAGCUAGAGGCGUUCAGCCAGGAGAAGUUCGCGUCGUUCCGAGCCGCCGUGAGCAGCCCGAACCUGCUCACGCCGGAAAAGCCGGUCGACACUCCCGAGGAGCAGGAGGCCAAGGUGAAGGCGUUGCGGGAAGCCAUCGGUCCGCUGGCGGGGCGCGCGAAGCUGUUCUGCACGGACGCGUGCCUGCGGCGCUACUUGCGCGCGCGCGGCUGGAAUGUGCCCAAGGCGGAGAAGAUGCUCCGCGACACGCUCCGCUGGCGACACGUGUACCGACCAGAAGAGAUCACGUGGGAGGACGUGGCGGAAGAGGCGGCGACAGGCAAGGUGUACCGCACGGAAUUCCUGGACAAGCAGGGCCGCGCCGUCAUUGUCAUGUCCGCCGGUCGCCAGAACACGGCGGGGCAUGCGGGGCAGGUGCGGCACCUGGUGUACGCGCUGGAGAACGCCAUCAACCACCUGCCAGCGGGCACGGCGCACAGCCGCAUGGUGUGGUUCAUCGACUUCCGCGGCUGGACGCUGCGCAAGGCGCCGCCCCUCAAGACGUCAAGGGAGGUGCUCUCCAUCCUGCAGAACCACUACCCCGAGCGCCUCGGCCAGGCUGUGGUCUACGACCCCCCGCCCGUCUUUGAGACGUUCUGGAAG